Messenger RNA from Adineta ricciae, 1902 nucleotides. The record is from the annotation of a GenBank genome assembly. Lineage: Eukaryota; Metazoa; Rotifera; Eurotatoria; Adinetida; Adinetidae.
AUGGAAUCACUAGAUGUAUUUCGUCAUUCUUGGCAAAAGGAAAUUUCUCGAGAAAAACCAGCUUCUGUUCCAGUCGCUAGCGAUCAUUCACAAGCAUCAACAGGUGAUCUUUGUCGAUUAGGAGCGAAUUAUAAGAAUUCAUCUGAACAUCAAACAAUAAUCCCUCCCGUCUCACAAUCAAGCCCGUCAUCACGAACAGCGCCGAGUCAUGCUUCAUUUACCAUUGGUAUAGGUACAUUUAUUGCAACGAAUACAGCUCAUUUAUCUGUUAAUAAGUCAUCCAGUAUUGAACCGCCUGUACCGAAGAAGCUCAAAACAGCGCAUUCCACUCUCCUUGACGAGCUCAUACGUGAUAUUGAUGAAGCGACAGAUGUCCCAUUUUUUAAUGUAUCCUUACCACGUGAAAUAGCUUUACAAAUAUUCGAUCAUUUAUCAAUCAAAGAUCUCUAUUCAUGUUUACAAGUUUGCAGAGCAUGGCAUUCUUUAUCAUGUGAUGAAUUAUUAUGGUACAACAUCUACAAACAAUUAGACGAUGAUAAGCCAGUGAGGAAACGGGAUGAUACGUGGAAAAAUUGUGUCAAAGAAACAGUGUUAUUCAGUCGACAAUUAGUGCAGAAUUUUAAAAAUCACCAAUGUCGUACGACAAAAUUAACAUACCGUUUGGGAAAGGUUUUGACAUGUGCAAGUAAUAAUUCAACAACGAUCGUAGCUGGCUAUUCAACUGGUACCAUACGCACAUGGUCAAUUGAAGCUAUUUUGAGUGAAAAUACUUGCGAUGGUGAUGAUGGUGACAACGAUACACAGUUGGACACGCCUGAUAUUAUUUACGAAUCAACGGAUGUAAACCAAUUAACGGAUAUUUCCAGUGUCAAAUCAGUAGGAUUUUUAAAAAAUGAUAUCUACGCUGUACAUGACGAUGGCCUCUUGGAAGUUUGGACGAAAGAUAUUGGAGAUCAGCCACGGUACACUCAGCAAUUAACAUCGCUGCCACUGGUAGAUAUUUCUAACACUGAUGAUCUCUUGUGCACCGCCAGUCAAUCGAGAUUCAACGUAUGGAAUUUCCAGAAGCCCGAAGUCGUGCCUGAAUUUCAAGAACUUAAUUUCUUCACUGACCUCAAUGACUCGAUCCUAUCUCAAUGCAUAUCUAGUCAUCAUGCCAUACCUAUUGCAGUAAUCGCUGGCAAAAAAUCGCUUUGGUGUAUUUCCUUGUUAAAUCUCUCGCAUCGUUUAUCCUUCUACUCAACACUUGCAUACAAUUCUAUGCAAAAAGUCCCACUAGAUAUUCACAACGAGGCACCACUGGCCAUAAUCGGUGUUGAAAAUGAAAUCAAAUUAUUCGAUUUACAAAGCGCUCGUUGUAAUAUUGUUGCAACAAAUUAUAAACAUCUUCCAGCGAAUGUUCAUCUAAUUCAAGCUGAUAAAUGUCCUCGAAACGAAUUUCUUGUUGCUUACGAUAAUGCACAGAUCAGUAUAUUCGAUCAGCGACAAAAGGAUGGAGCCGUACAGCAUUUUUAUAAUCACUUUGCGACAAUUACAACGCUGCAAAUGGAUACGUGGAAAUUAGCAAGCUCAGACAGGCGUGGAUUUGUUCGUCUUUGGGAUCGACGAAUGCAUCCUCAUUCACUAUGGCAUAUGAAUCCUCAACCGCAUCCAGUAACACAUUGUUCAUUUGAUAAACAAACUUUAAUCUGCGCAUUAACACCACUAUGCAAACGUCCCGAUAUGAUCGAAUAUGAGUUCAAUUCGGAUCCUCUCUCUGGCCAUAUUUAUGUCUGUGAUUUUAACUCAGAUAUCUCUACUAAACUGGAUGAUGAUUUAAAGAUUUGCACAUCAACUUACGAUGCACCGAAAGCAUCCAAUCGAAGGAUUGGUUUACAUACUCCAUAUGAUAUUAUACAAUAA